UUCAGUCAGUGCGAGAUGGAAAGUUGUCCGCGCCGGGUGUCGUGCGUGCGCGUCGACGGCGAGCUGGCCGAGCUGCUGGCCGCCGCCGACGAGCUGCUCUUGCUGGCCGAGGCGUCCAAGAGGUCGCGCGCCCUCGACCUGCUGAUGGGGUGCGCGGUGCUGGUGCUGCUCGCCGCCGCCCUCUUCCGCCGCUCCCUCCGCCGCGUCACCAUCCCCGUCCCGUGGCGCAAACUCGCUUGCCCAGUGCCGCCUUUUAACGCCUCUAAUCCGACACGCCAGCCGAGAAAGACGAGAAUGGACGACACGAUUUGGUACGACCAAAUCGAGAACGCCAUCGCCAACGGCGACUCGAAAUUCAUCAAUGAUAAUUGUAGGAAGUUUUUCGACAAGAAAUUUCCAUUGAAAUCCAUACGUCCCAUCUUUUUGCUGUGUCGGGCUCAACUGAUUAGUGGAAAAACAUCCAACAUCUUGCCAAUGAUUAAACUGGCCAGGCUGCGCUUCAAGGACGACCGCUAUGCUGAGUACUUGUUGAAAUAUAUCGACACCUACUCGUUAGACGGUGAAAUGGUCCAGAGAGCUCUGAUGAAAAUGUUGGAAAAUCCAGAGGAAACCAUUGACCUGGGUAAGGUAGACAAUCCGCCGUUGGAGGACGCCGAAGCAAUUGAAAUGAAGCCUCCAAGAGUGUUAAGCAGAGCCUACGAGGCUUUAGAGGCUGAGAAUUACGCUUUGACUGUGGAACUGUUGACUGAUUUUGAGGAGGCGGGCAAGAACGGCGCUGGCGCUGCUGAGCAACACAAAAUGGAUCUGAGUGUUAAAUUUUUGACAGCCUGGGCUCAGACCCACGUGGGCACGCAGGCUGGCUUGGCUUGCGCGCUCGACACUUUCAAAGGGCUGAUCGGCACCAAAGUGCUGCGCAGUGAAGCCGACGUCGACAACGCCGGACUGGCCGAACGAGUGCCGAUGGCCCUGCUCGGACUCGCGCUCUUGUUGCAGAAGACUUUCAGGUUCAAAUUAGGUGCGAAGGUGGUGGACAGAGGCCUCGAGAUCGUGGAGCGGAAAGGCUCAAAGUUGCCACCCUAUUAUUGGCCUUACUCGGACCACAGGCUGAAAUUCAGCGAACCGGAAUUCCUAAAGGACAGUUUUCUCGAGCUGCGGAAAAGACUGAGGGCGCCGCCAAAGCCGGACGCUGUCUGUAGAUUUGAUAGGUGCUUUGAUGUGGACCAGUCUCCCAUUCCUAUGAAAGAGAUUUAUGUAGAAGAGGCUGAGUUUAAUGGCUACACUUUGAUAAGCUGCAGCAACGCGUGUCAAAUCGCCUACCACCCGAACUGCUGGAAGACGUUCAAAGAGUCUGUGGGCAACUCUGCGAAAAUGAGAGACAAGGACAUGAUGGGCAAGGACUGCCCGACCGCGGACUGCUACCUGGAUUUGGUCUCGAAGCGGCCCAGCAGAAUCGUCAAACUGGUGCCGCACGACAAGGACAACAAGAGCAUAACCGUUCUCGAGUGGAAAGAUCCGGAGCCGAGUGUGCAAGCGGGGCCCUCUGCUCCUCCGGCCCCGCCUAAAAAGAAAAUCAAGAGAGAGCCUGCGCCCAGGCCUCCGCAGCCAAACAAGACUGUAGAAGAGAAAAAGGUGGUUGUGAAGAGCGCAAAGGUGAACAGGGGAAAUGCCGCGCCACCAUUCCUGAAAACUCCAUCUGUGGAGCAAGACGAAACAAGACUGGCUGCUUUGGUUGUUAAGGAACGAAUUCCAAAGGCGAGGGCUUCGUACAGACAACCGACUUUGCUUGACAUAGCGUGCAUUCGACCCAAAGGAAGGAGUCCACACGGGAGGCAACUCUGGUUUUUGUUCGCUUUGGACUUGUUACGAAACAGCAGCUGCGGCUCGAUAAGCAAAGACGAGCUUUUAGAAGCGUUUCAAAAGGAGACGGACAUGCUGGAAGAUCUGAAACUGAACCUGCUUCCGGGCGAGCACAAAGGUCCGAUCUCUAUAUCCGAGUUUGUGCAUCACCUGCUGCGCUCUGGCGAGUUUGGCUGCAUCGACGACCGCAUUUGUCUGGUGGAGAAGAUCGGCAAGACGAGCGAUUGGGUCGCCAACGACCUGCAGCAGCUCUACAAAACCAUGUACAAAGUUCAGUUCCUGAGUUUUCCUGCGAGGAAGACCGAGGCGAAGCCGCAGCCUCCGCCGCCGGCCAUUGUUUGCAAGACCGGCUCUGUUAACAUUCAGGACGCUGCAGAUUACAUCAACACGGAGUUCCGAAAAGUGCGCGUGGCUCCCGUGUACAAUCCUAAUGGGACCAUCGGUCAGCCGGUGUCCAAGAAGGAACCCUUGCAAAUACUUAAAUUGGAGGAAAUGAUCGAGGUGAAGGAAAAAGUCGAAGUGAAGGAAAAAGUCGAAGUGAAGGAAAAACCACGCGUUGCAGCUGUUCAACUUGAGCCCAAGGACUCAAAUUCUGUGCCGGCACCUCAGCCCGUCAUCGACAGAUUGGAGCAAGAGCUGAAGCAGUCGAAAUUGGAAAUGGGAAAUCUGAACAAACGAGUUAGCGGUCUGGAGAAUGCCCUGAGCAAGGAGUCGGUGGAUUUGCAGAGCCAAAAAAGAACUUCGGACAAACUCCAAAUGGAGCUCAAUAGGUUGAGUGUCGAGCACAAAAAGCUGAAGCAGGAGUCGAAUGACAGGGAAAAAAUGCUGAAGGAACACUUGGAGAAGGCCCGCCAGGAAAAGGAGGCGUUGGCCAAGCAGGUGAAGGAGCUCGCCAGGCAGAACUCCGCCCUGGAAAAGGAACUCAAUGAGAAGAAGAAAUCCUUCGAAAGCUCUGAAUCGGCCAAGGGUAAGAAGAAAAAGCAGGACGACAUCUGCAACUUGGCUAUCCAGAGAGUGAUCCAGCUCAUCGAGGCUCAGUGGCAAUCUAUUCGAAAGAGCUAUUUAGCGACUAAGGCAGAAAACGAGGAAUUGGUGAUGAGUCUGCUGGACACGCUGAGCGACACCUCGAAACCAAGCUACGAGGAUGCAAUGAAGAACCUGCAAGACUGGGAGUCGGUGCUGGACGGAGUGGAGACGAGCGAGCGCACCCUGCGGACGCGGCUGGACGGCGUGCGGGACAAGUCGAAGGGCUUGGAGGCGAUUUGGUCCUCGCUCAGCCAGAUCCAGGUUCCCAAGGUGGCCGACAUGCCCAAGUGCAUCGUCACGCAGGCUUGCAAGGGCAUCCUCAAACUGCAGCAGCAGCCGCCGGCGUCUCAGCCAGCCGCAUGCGCCCUACCUCCAGCCCCGCAGCCGCAUCCACCGCCGCCGCCGCCCGUCGUGGACAGCAGGAGCAACACCUCCAACUACGGAUACGCCUUUCGCAUGGACGCCCAGUACGACAUGCCCAUGCCCAGCACACACGAGAGGCACUAUUUUGACGACAGAUCAAAUGCCAGGCCCUUACUUCCGAGUGGCUUCGGCAACAAGAUGUUGAACGGUGAGGGGACGAUGCAUAGCUCGAGUCCGCCGUUGAGGAUUACGCGCGAUUGUCCAUCGCCGACGUCGUCCGUGUCUUCGACGUCGUCGGCCAACUGCUCGGAGCACUCGGCCACAUCCUUGGCUGCGGCCGCGACCUCGGCCUAUUUGGCUGCGUUGCCGUCCACUUCGGGCAUGGCGGCGCACUUCUCACCCGCUCGGGCGAUUGUCGGCAACCCCUUAAGCAGCCGGAACGUGGCACCUUCGCGCGAUCUCAUACCCAACAGCCUUCGGCAGCACGUGCAACGCGUCAACGUCAGGCCGCCUCCCAGCCUGGCUGACGCGCUGAGGAGGCCCGAACCGCCCAGCAUCCAGGUUACGCCCGCCACCAGGGUUCCUCCCAGCGACUUGAAGAUCGCCCUGUCCUUCACUGAACAGCAGCAGAAACUGAUCGCACUGCGCAAAUUGAUUCCUUACACUCCUGAGAGUGACUUCAAGCAGGCGUUGCACUGGUUGUGCCAGCGCAGAGGCGACGUCCGGUUCCUAACAGACAAGGAGCUGAGCAUCGAAGUGUGCGACGUGCUGACCGAGUUGCUGUUGAACGCCUCCGAGAAAGAAUUGUCGUCCAGCAGGCAGGACCCGUACCUGAUGCUGGAUUUGCCCUCGGACGAGCCUUGCUCCAUCUGCCUUAGCCCCUUCAGGGAGAACGACGCUCCUAUACACGUUCUCUCGUGCCAACACUUCUUCCACAACAAGUGCAUUCGAAACUGGCUGGAGACUGACACAAAGAAAAGCCAGAACUGCCCGAACUGCAGGCAGGACGUGAAGACCAGCACGACCAACACCGAGUUCCCGCCGCUCAGACUCGGCCAGCGAUAAAUUUCCUAUUACUUUGCAUCAGAGCGGAAGACACGACAUUUUUAGUUUUAAAUGUUCUGCUGCGGUUAACUAUUCGUUUAAUUUUCUCUUACGUAUACCAAAAUUGCAUUUUCCACAUCCAUCUGAGUUGUGACAUGAAAUAAAUUGUCUUCAAGAAUACUCAUCAUUUAUUCUGGUGAAAUGAAAUAAAAGACUCGAGCUGAA
Cloeon dipterum is the source of this 4515-nucleotide messenger RNA. RefSeq lists its product as uncharacterized. The record is from RefSeq and is a predicted model, not a curated record. Gene Ontology annotation, molecular function: polyubiquitin modification-dependent protein binding; ubiquitin-protein transferase activity; RNA binding. Gene Ontology annotation, cellular component: cytoplasm. Lineage: Eukaryota; Metazoa; Arthropoda; Insecta; Ephemeroptera; Baetidae. Gene Ontology annotation, biological process: protein polyubiquitination. Bases 16 to 4311 code for a protein of 1431 amino acids. The transcript is spliced from 22 exons.